GGCGCACGUCGCCCCCGCCAGCAUGCAGCUGGCGCGGCCGAGGCGCGCGGCGGCGGCCGCGCCCGCGAGCUGGCAGCCCGGGCGCCAGACGCGCGGGAGGGCUGCGCUGGAGCAGGCGCUGCGACGGCCGCUCCCAGCAGAGCCCAUACCGCAGCCUCCGCUGCCGCAGCCAGGGGCGACGGAGGAGCCGGCCGCUGCGCCCCAAGAGGCGGCGCUGUUCGUGCUCACACGCGCGGCCGCCCCGAGGGCGCCCGGCUCGCUCCCGCUGCAGCGGGGCCUCGCGGACUCGCCCUGGGGCGCCCCGGCGCGCGGCAGGCAGCCGGUGAGCGAGCGCGUGCCGCGCUCGCGAGAGCGGGCCGGCGCGCAGCCGGGGCCCGCGCAGCCGCCCACGAAGGGCGCCCUGGCGGUCCGGGGCAUGCUCCGCGCGGCGCAGGGCUCGGACAUGGGCGCUUGAGGCGCCGCAUGCAUGCGCGGGGGCCGCUGGCGACCCCAGCGGGCCCGCGGGUGCCCCGUGAGUCCGCGCGCGCGCGGCGCUCGGGCAGAGGCCCUGCUCGCCCGCCGCCAGGGGCGCGCGGCGGCGCCUCGGCGCGCAGCUGCGGGGCGGCGGCGCCCCGCCGCGCCUGCCUCCGUCCUCCGUGCCGUCGCUGGUGGUGUCACUGCGGCGGGGGAGGCGCCCGCCGCAAAGCCCGGCGCGCCCACGGGGUCCCCGAGAUGCUCGUGGGAGGUCCAUGGGAGAGGUGCAGGGCCAGUCAUGGGCGUUGUCGCGAAUAGCACGCAGGUGCCUGCGAGGUGGCUGGCCUUCGCGAGAGCCGGGUGCCCACGCGGCCCAGCAUGCGUUGCUGGCGCUCGGCCCCCCCGUGUGGACGGGCCCGCUGGCUUGGCGCAGCGUGUGUCCAGCGCGAGACCUCCGCAGUUUCCACAUGCGGCCGCGAGCCGGAACUUCGGCCGAGUCCGUUCGGAUCGACACGCCGUGGUCGGCGCUACGGGGGGAAGCGCCCAUUUCGGCCAGGUCUGGGGGCCGGUAGGGGCCUACAGCCCUUGUGUUCCCCGCUUUCGCCCCUCUCCGCAGAGCGUCGGCGUCGAGGAUCCAGAUGCUCCCGCGCGGACGUGAAUGCAGGCACCACCACGUGUGCUUCUGGCUUACUGGUGCGUGAACUCUGCCGAAGACCCGUUUCCCCCAUGCCGAAAUACAGUUCCGUGGGCCACCUGCUGUCAGGCUGGUUCGUUUGUUUGAUGAAUUUAUUUUUGAGCACCGGCCUCCGCGCGCAAGUAUUUUCAGAGGCCCUUUGGGCUCCCCGAGCCCUCAGCGCGGCCUCACACGAAUUACGGGCAGGUCACUCUGUCGGGCGCGGCAGGGGGCCGUGGCGUACGAUUCCACGGGUCCCUGGCGGCCUGGAGAGGGUAAGCUAGUAGGUGACGACGGCGGCCUGGAUGCAAAGUCUCUAGCCGCGCUUCAGCAGCUUACGCCCGUGCAGCUGGGCGCUCUUCCGUGUCGCGUCGUGGUGCCGCCGCGCUGUGGUGUGAUCCGGUGCUUGCGCUCAAAAA
Molecule: messenger RNA, 1545 nt
Organism: Prorocentrum cordatum
Lineage: Eukaryota; Dinophyceae; Prorocentrales; Prorocentraceae
Source: the annotation of a GenBank genome assembly